AUGAUAGGACUUCGGAAAGCGCUAUAUAAAUGUGAUAUUUGCGGUAGACGCUUAAUGAGCGCUAAAUCUUUAAAACACCAUCAAGAUUUGGCUCAUAAAGAAAGAGGAAAAAGGAAAUAUGCGUCCAAUAAGGGCGCUGUUAAGAAAAAAAAGAAUGCUUGUCGGGCAAAGAUUGUAUUUGGUAAAGUCAAAUUAUCUGGAAGGAAAAAAAAUAUAUGUUCCCGGAGAGAAGCAGACACCAAAGCAACGGUGAAGGACGGUUCUGCAGCAAUUUUAUCCAAUCCUGUUGAUGUGUCAAAUGUAGAAUAUGAAUGUCCAAUAUGUAUGAAAAUAUUUCCUGCAUAUUUUUCUGCAAGUAUGCAUAUUCAGAAAAAUCACUGUACGCAAGUUAAAUAUGUUGCUAAAAGUAAGGCAAACACACGAAAGUUUAAGGAUAUGUUGGAGCCACUUUUGAAAGAGAUUUGCAUGAAAUGUAACCAAAGAAUAUCUGCAACAGAGUCCCAUCAAUGUUUUGACACUGUAGAAGAUGAGGAGAUGAAAUCAAAUAUGAGCUAUAAAUGCUCUGGAUGCAAUCAACAGUUUAUUAGCUUGUUAUUAUUUGACCUUCAUAUCACAAAACUGCACAGCAAUGGAGUGGAGACCAUGUUCAUUCCAAAUGUAGAUGAAUUUCUUGCUUGGAAAGGGGGAGUGGAGAAGAAAACGAAAGUCAAGUAUGCUUUACUAGAAAAAUAUAGGUCGAAGGAAAUCUACCAUUGCACAUUCUCACCGCAUGAUGGUAAUUUUUACGAUGAUAACACGAUAUACUGCUGCCCUGCCACAAUUUCUGUUCAAAAGUUCUCUGAAGGUUUACAAGUUCGAUUCUAUAAAGAACAUUAUGGUCACGUUUGUGAACUCUAUGUUAUAGCCGAGAAAUAUAAGAAAUAUUCACUAACGUCAUUACUUCAAAAUACAGAUGUGUAUGCAGCAAUAGAUAAACCAAAUGUAAAUAAAAAGGAUCUGUAUUUCCAAUUUCAAAGGCUCAUGGAGAGUAUUGUAGUGAAUGCUGGUAAAUUAAAUGUUGAAGCGCUUAAACUUUUGUAUGGUAGAGCUCUGGCAAUGACUACUGUGUUGAAGAAUUAUAUAGAGGAUACAGACUUAAGUUCUUCGUUCAUGGAUAAGGUUAUAGAGAAUAAUAUAAUUUGGGAGCUUGGAAACCUUGGGAAUAACCAAGGUAAAGAAAAUAAUACAUUGUUAUUUCCUAAUGAAUCAACGAAUCCAUCCAUUUUGAGACAAUUUGGAUCACCAUCAUGUAAACAGACCGAUCAGAGUAUGCCAUCUCCACAAAAUGUAAUGUUGAUGUCUGUCUUCAAUGACCCAAAUAUAAUUAGCAGAUGUUUUAAUACACCACAUAAACUCGCCGACCAAGAUGAGCCAAUUCCGAAAAAUUUGAUUUUGACGUCCAUGCUUAAUGCCCCAAAUAAAUUUAACGAAUGCCUUAAUUUAACACAACCAGUCAUGAGUAAAACACAAAGUGAACUGAACAGCAAAAUAGAACUUAAUAUGGGAAAAAUAUUAAACAGUUCGACGCUAGAAACAUCUUCUAAUAUGACUUCAACUGUGAAUACUAAAGAAAUCGGAUAUGUGCGGGCACCAGUUUCUCAGAAUCCGUCAAACAUGUCAGUCGUCGUUUGCAAAGAAUUUGGCAAAGACAUGUAUGUGCAAGCACUACCUUUAAACGUGCCACCUGUUGUUGCUGGCAAAGAUAUCAUAUAUGUACCAGCAGCACCACUUUUAAACACGUCGAACGCGGCAGCUGGUGUUGCAGGCAGAGAAAUUAGACAAAACAUAACAAGCAGUGUUGUAAAUGCUAAGAAUAUUGGACAAGUGGCAUCACCCUUACCACCAAACUCGCAAAUGGCCGCAAGUUCCAAAAGGAUUGGACAGGUUUCAGAAUCAGAACCUUCGAAAGUUAAAGAAAAGAAACUUGGACCUGCAUCAUUUAGUGACACUUAUAAAGAUUUUGUGUCUAAAUAUUUCUAUAAAUGUCCUAGGUCUACUUCAAAUAAGAGAACUUAA
Molecule: messenger RNA, 2055 nt
Organism: Parnassius apollo (apollo)
Lineage: Eukaryota; Metazoa; Arthropoda; Insecta; Lepidoptera; Papilionidae
Source: the annotation of a GenBank genome assembly